CUGAAGUGCGAGAGUGGCGGUGGACGGAAGAAACGGGGCUCAGAGUUUAGUGACUGUGAACCUUUAACCCGCCCUCCAUCAGUUUAUCCUGUGACAUAGCUGUCGUGACACUCUUGUGUCAUGGAACUGUAGGGAGCAGUGUUGCCAUAACAGAAAGCCAAAAACAAAAAGGGCUAAGCGAUUCCUUGAGAAGAGAGAACCCAAACUCAGUGAAAACAUUAAGAAUGCCAUGCUGAUUAAAGGGGGGAAUGCAAAUGCAACCGUGACUCAAGUACUCCGAGAUGUGUAUGCACUGAAGAAACCAUAUGGAGUUCUAUAUAAAAAGAAAAAUAUUACAAGACCAUUUGAGGAUCAGACAUCACUGGAGUUCUUUUCAAAGAAGUCAGACUGUUCUUUAUUCAUGUUUGGCUCCCAUAAUAAGAAGAGGCCGAAUAAUCUAGUUAUAGGUCGUAUGUAUGACUACCAUGUGCUGGAUAUGAUUGAACUAGGUAUUGAGAAAUUUGUGUCUCUGAAAGAUAUUAAGACUAGUAAGUGCCCCGAGGGAACAAAACCCAUGUUGAUUUUUGCUGGUGAUGAUUUUGAUGUAACAGAAGACUAUAGAAGAUUAAAAAAUCUUCUUAUUGAUUUCUUCAGAGGUCCCACAGUAUCAAAUGUCCGACUGGCUGGGUUAGAAUAUGUUCUGCACUUCACUGCACUGAACGGGAAGGUUUACUUUCGGAGCUAUAAGCUGCUGUUGAAGAAGUCUGGUUGCAGAACCCCACGGAUUGAACUGGAAGAGAUGGGACCGUCGAUGGACCUGGUUCUCAGGAGGACACACUUAGCAUCAGAUGACCUCUAUAAAUUGUCCAUGAAAGUGCCCAAAGCUCUCAAGCCAAAGAAGAGAAAGAAUGUCUCUCAGGAUACUUUUGGUACAACUUUUGGAAGGAUUCAUAUGCAGAAGCAAGACCUAAGCAAACUGCAGACCAGGAAAAUGAAGGGGUUGAAAAAACGACCUGCAGAGAUGGACACAGAAGACCAGAGGAAGAAAUCAAAGAGAAUGAAGAGAAACUAGUGCACCUAACUGGCAGGGACCACGUCUGUGGUCGUUUACUAAAGAGAAUCGUUAGUUUGAGUCUCUCCAGUUUUCUCGUAGGAAUUUGUUGGUUUUUUGGAGGUUUUUGAAGGGGUGAGGGUGUGGCAGGAUCUCUCACUGUAGCCCAGGCUAGCCUCAGCCUCCCAAGUGCUGCAGUUAUAGGCUUGUGCCACCAUACCCAGCGUAUUGUAUAUUUCUGUAACAUAACUUAUUACUUAAAUUUUUAAAGAAUUUGAAAUUUG
Molecule: messenger RNA, 1314 nt
Organism: Peromyscus californicus insignis
Lineage: Eukaryota; Metazoa; Chordata; Mammalia; Rodentia; Cricetidae
Gene: Rpf2
Product: ribosome production factor 2 homolog
Exons: 10
Coding region: 230-1051 (273 amino acids)
Biological process (GO): ribosomal large subunit assembly; maturation of LSU-rRNA from tricistronic rRNA transcript (SSU-rRNA, 5.8S rRNA, LSU-rRNA)
Cellular component (GO): nucleolus
Molecular function (GO): rRNA binding
Source: RefSeq, a predicted model, not a curated record